AAAGUUUUAGCUGCAUCGAGUGCGGAAAGGCCAAAUACGAUGCCUACAUUUUGUCCCUUCUAAACAAAGCAUCAAAUUUUUCAUUGGAAAAAAAAAGGCAUCAGAUUGCCACACGUUGUGGAAUGUGGAUGCUCUGAACUGAUGCAGGAGGAAGAAGCACAUCCAGAGGCCAAGGCCAUCGAGUGGUUCGUGGACGAGAAGAGCACGGGGUUCUCUACUUCUCUUAUCAUUUUGGUGUGCCUUUCACCUGAGACACAUGGCAGGCAAGGCAUGGCGGCAGUUGGUCGCCGUUGCUUCGCUCCUGUCAGUCCUGUGGCUUCUCCCAUGGGCUUCGGCGAUCCACCGGAGCGACUUCCCGGUGUCUUUCCUCUUCGGCACCGCCACUUCCUCGUACCAGAUCGAAGGCGCGUACCUUGAGGGCAACAAAAGUUUAAGCAACUGGGAUGUGUUCACUCAUGCACCAGUUUCAGGAAGAAUCAAAGAUGGAAGCGCCGGGGAUAUCGCGGAUGAUCACUACCACCGUUACGAUGAAGAUGUUGAGCUCAUGAAUUCUCUGGGCGUAAACGCCUACAGGUUCUCGAUAUCAUGGGCCAGAGUUCUUCCAGAAGGGAGGUUCGGCAGGGUCAACCCAUUAGGCAUCGAGUUCUACAACAAGCUCAUCGAUUCACUCCUGCUCAAAGGAAUAGAGCCGUUCGUCACGCUGAACCACUACGACAUCCCGCAAGAGCUCGAGGACAGGUACGGCGCGUGGCUCAGCGCGGAGAUCCAGCGCGACUUCGGCCACUUCGCCGAUGUGUGCUUCGCGGCGUUCGGCGACCGCGUCAAGUACUGGACCACCUUCAACGAGCCCAACGUCGCCGUGCUGACGGGGUACAUGCUCGGCACCUACCCGCCGGCGCGGUGCUCGCCGCCGUUCGGCUCCUGCGCCGGCGGCGACUCCGACGCCGAGCCCUACGUCACCACCCACAACGUCGUCCUGUCCCACGCCACCGCCGUCGAGAUUUACAAGAGGAAGUACCAGAGCAAGCAGAAGGGCUUGAUCGGCAUCGUGAUGUACACCACCUGGUACGAGCCGCUGACGGACACGCCGGAGGACCGGCUGGCGGCUGAACGGGCACUGGCCUUCUCGGUUCCAUGGUUUGUUGAUCCAAUAGUCUACGGCGACUACCCGCCGGAGAUGCGGCAGGUCCUGGGCUCCCGGCUGCCGACUUUCUCGCCGGAGGAGAGAAGGAAGCUGGGUUACAAGCUGGACUUCAUCGGGAUAAACCACUACACGACCCUGUACGCCAGGGACUGCAUGUUCUCGUCAGGCUGUCCGUUGGGGCAGGGGACCCAGCAUGCGCUAGCGGCCGUCACCGGAGAAAGGAACGGAGUCCCCAUCGGACCACCGACAGGGAGGCCAAUGUUCUACGUCGUGCCUGACGGCAUCGAGAAGAUGGUCACCUACAUCAUGAGGAGAUACAACAAUCUGCCAAUGUUCGUCACCGAAAAUGGCUAUCCAGAUGGUGGAGAAGCUGGUCAUGACCAUGCCAAAGAUUUGCUUCACGACCAGGGUAGGAUACAGUACCUUGAUGGCUACCUCACCAAAGUUGCCAAAGCUAUAAGGGACGGAGCUGAUGUUCGUGGCUACUUCGUCUGGUCUCUCAUGGACAAUUUCGAAUGGCUCUAUGGAUACACCCUCCGGUACGGACUGUACUACGUUGACUACCAAACACUGGAAAGAAAGCCCAAGUCAUCCGCGCUGUGGUACAAACGGUUCCUCCAAAGUUUUCAACAUGAAGCUCAAUAAAGUGUGCGACGGCUGGACAUGCUGGCUCUUCGAUUUAUGAAAAGAAGAGCAUGAUCUUUGUGUAGAUUAAUUAUUCCUGAAUAAAAUGCCACCACAGUUGCCAAAUAAUUAUUGUCACCUCCCGAGAACAAAAGUAUACUCCAUUUCCCUCUAAUCUUCAGAUAGUUGAUGUUUCAGAGAAA
Setaria italica (foxtail millet) is the source of this 1971-nucleotide messenger RNA. Its product is annotated as beta-glucosidase 18. Gene Ontology annotation, biological process: carbohydrate metabolic process. Gene Ontology annotation, molecular function: beta-glucosidase activity. Bases 257 to 1789 code for a protein of 510 amino acids. The record is from RefSeq and is a predicted model, not a curated record. NCBI's taxonomy places the organism in Eukaryota, Viridiplantae, Streptophyta, Magnoliopsida, Poales, Poaceae. The transcript has 11 exons.